AUGAUGCUUCACUUAUUCCUUCUGUCCGUGUGCGUUUUCGCCUCUUCGGUGUUUGCCGCCUUUGGCUUCACCAAGUCCGGCAGCAAUUAUGUUAUCGAUGCUGGUUCAAGCAAUCCUUUAAUCUUCACGGUGAACGGUGGUAGUUGCGAUAUUACUUCGAUCAAGUAUCGUGGCACUGAGCUUUCUGAGGGUGGUACGCAAUUAUCAUCCGGUCUCGGUUCCGCCACCGUCAAGGUUGAAUCCGUCACAGCAAGUUCCGUCAACUACGUGAAGGUGACCUGCACCACCUCGACCCUGACGCAUUACAUGGUAGUUAAGGAGGGAGAAAGCAAUGUAUACUUGGCUACUUACAUCAAGGAAGAGCCUUCAAUAGGUGAAUUACGAUUUAUCGCCCGCCUGAAGUCUUCUGUACUGCCCGAAGAGUACCCCUACGGCAAAGUUUCAACUACGGCGGGCAGCUCUUCUACCGUGGAGGGUUCCGAUGUAUUCGUUGUAAACGGAGAGACACGAUCGAAGUUCUAUUCCAGCACUCGUUUCAUCGACAAGGACGCUCAGUGUGUAUACGGUGGCUCUGACGUUAUUCACGUAUGCGUGUUGGCGCCGCACCCCGAAUCCUCAUCCGGCGGUCCAUUCUUCCGAGAUAUCGAAUCGAACAACGCCGGAUCGGCUACUAACCUCUAUUGGUAUAUGAACAGCGGCCAUGUCCAGACUGAAGCCUUCCGAACCAACGUCCUGCACGGACCUUACGUUAUGACCCUUUCGCGAUCUGGUGUCCCCAGACUCCGCGAUAUUGACACUUCCUUCUUCUCGGGACUGAGCGUCACCGGCUAUGUCGCCGAAUCUGGCCGUGGUUACGUCUCCGGCACCGCUUCAGGUGUUGCAAGCAGCUUCCAGAUCGUCGUGCACUGGUACAACUCCGCAGCUCAAUAUUGGACUAUCGCUUCGUCCAAUGGUGCUUUCAAGUCCCCCGCGAUGAAGCCCGGUACCUACACGAUGGUGUUAUACCAGGGCGAGUACAAGGUUGCCACCGCAACUGGCGUCUCUGUCAGCGCUGGCAAGACCACAUCGAAGAGCAUCGCUAGCACUGAGACAUCGCGUAAGUCGCUCUGGAAGAUUGGAGAGUACGAUGGUCAGCCUACCGGAUUCCUUAAUGCGGACAAGUUCCUCCGAAUGCACCCCUCCGAUAGCCGUAUGACAGCUUGGAAGCCGGUUACUUACACCGUCGGUUCCUCGUCUCUUAACCAGUUCCCCAUGGCACUCUUCCAGACUGUUAACAACCCCGUAACUAUUAAAUUCAACCUAAAGUCUGCCCCCGGAGCUGCUACUCUUCGGAUCGCAACCACUUUAUCAUUCAGCGGAGCUCGCCCGCAAGCCAAGGUUAACUCGUGGACCGCAGCGGCCCCAUCGUCACCGACAAAGAUUGACAGUCGAGGUGUAACCCGUGGAGCGUACCGUGGCCGAGGCGAAGUCUACGAUGUCAGCAUCCCUUCAGGGACUCUCGUUGCAGGUGACAAUACCAUCACGAUCACCUCCCUCUCAGGCAGCAGCGGUACUACCUUUUUGAACCCCAAUUUUAUCUUUGACGCUGUUGAGCUCUUCCAAUAA
Molecule: messenger RNA, 1605 nt
Organism: Daldinia childiae
Lineage: Eukaryota; Fungi; Ascomycota; Sordariomycetes; Xylariales; Hypoxylaceae
Product: putative rhamnogalacturonase
Exons: 3
Coding region: 1-1605 (534 amino acids)
Biological process (GO): pectin catabolic process
Molecular function (GO): carbon-oxygen lyase activity, acting on polysaccharides; carbohydrate binding
Source: RefSeq, a predicted model, not a curated record